AUGCAAAUCCCUCAGCUUCUUCAGAGCCUCAGAGAAACAGCUGAGGCUUUAGAAUACGGCACGGAUAUUGGUUCAAAAGCCGUGGUACAUUUCCACACGAACGAUAUCGUGAAGAUCGCACCACCACGCGCAACGAACCGCAGAUUCUCUCCCGAUGGAACAUACAUCUUCGGGGAUCUGACAGCCAAAGGCGUCAACAUCAAAGCUCCUCCCUGCGAUGUUUACGAUGAGAAAAUACUAAAGGAUGUUUUGAAAGAGGCAAGCCAAACCAUGCCGCCAGUGAAGGGCGUACUCCAAGCAACCAUGGUCCUCCGAGAAGGCAUUAUCAGCAACCUCAACGCCGAAGACUGGCACGCUGCGCUCGCACCAAAACGCCCAGGAUACAUGGAACCUACACAACAACCUUCUCAAGGACUUGGACUUCUUCGUCUGCCUCAGUUACGUCGCGGGUGUCUUGGGUGCUUGAUCGUUGGCGUUGGAUGGGCCACCGAGACGGACAAGACGAACAUGUUGGUGCGUGAGGGGUACUUUGGCAUGCCGAAGAAUGGGUUCAUGAAUACCCUGGGCUAUUGCUGCGAUCUGGGCAACCAGGUCACCUCGCCGCAGCAGACGCAGCUCGUAUCUGGGCUGGGAAACAUGAAGAACUACAAGCCGUCUACUGAGAGCGAGAUCUACUGGGCGUGGAACACCAUCUGCGCCGUGCUGAGGCAGAUGAACGCUGCAACGACGUCGGAAGACGAUGAAGGAUCGAAUGAAGUGCGUGCAAUAGAAUUACUUGCUGCCGCGGAAACCCAUGACAAAGCCAUAGAGGUUUUAUUGCAAGCACUGAUUGGGAAGUUGUCGAAGCUGUUCAAUAUCCCGGCAAUCGAUAUUGAUCCUACCAUGCCUAUCUUUUCUAUCGGCAUUGAGUCACUGGUGGCUUUUGAGAUCCGGCACUGGUUGAUGAAGGAGCUUGAGGCUGAUCUAGCGGUUGCGGAGAGUAUGGAAGACCAGACGCUGAUUAAUCUUGCCAAUACUACGGCACAGAAGAGCAAGUGUACAUCUAAAGCGUAG
Messenger RNA from Aaosphaeria arxii CBS 175.79, 1053 nucleotides. RefSeq names its product KR-domain-containing protein. The transcript has 5 exons. The record is from RefSeq and is a predicted model, not a curated record. Bases 1 to 1053 code for a protein of 350 amino acids. Gene Ontology annotation, molecular function: fatty acid synthase activity; phosphopantetheine binding. Gene Ontology annotation, biological process: fatty acid biosynthetic process; secondary metabolite biosynthetic process. NCBI's taxonomy places the organism in Eukaryota, Fungi, Ascomycota, Dothideomycetes, Pleosporales.